AUGUCAUGGGCCAACCAGCCAACAACCGGGCAGACGUCCUAUUUGAGGAUCCAAUUGGACAUCCAGUGGGCUUUCAGUGUGAAGUGGAGUCAAAGAGGGAAGACCGAGUGGAAGUGGAAGGCGAUAGGAGAAGUCACGGGAUCAGGUGACUCAUGGUCUGACCGGGGUUCCACGUCACGUUACUCCCGUCAGUACUCCGUCAAGGAAUCACGUUACUUGACCCGGUAUCCAAGAUUUACUCCGUACUCCGCCCAGUUGGACGAUCAGAUCUCCUCUGGUCGCGCCAGCCCGCGCGCUAACGCUAGCCGGAGAGGAUCAUUACUCCGCGUAGUCCUAAGCCCCUCAGGUGCUUCUGGAGCUGCUCUUGCACCGACCGUUCCAGUCCAUGUUCCAGCGCUACUGGCAGCACCCACGGAAGAAAUAGCUAGUGCUAGCUGGCAGCACCCAGGUACCACCAUUCCCAAGUUGGAGUCACGAGCUGUGCUCUGUACUCCAUCUUUUGAUAUCGUAAAACAAUACUACCGUCCUUAG
Molecule: messenger RNA, 531 nt
Organism: Penicillium subrubescens
Lineage: Eukaryota; Fungi; Ascomycota; Eurotiomycetes; Eurotiales; Aspergillaceae
Exons: 3
Coding region: 1-531 (176 amino acids)
Source: RefSeq, a predicted model, not a curated record